AUGGGCAAGAAGCGCUCUCUCAAAAAAAAAGUCUGGACUCCCAUCAUCGUUGACAAUACUGCUGAACGAGCUGAACGUCGCGUGAAGAGACUCAAAAAGCUCGACCCUGACCCGGAAGCAGAUACACGGCUCAAGAAAUGCCAUCAGGACCAGAUUUUGAAAUUACUGGUUCCAAGUUACCGACUUGCCAUUGCCCAAGAUCAAAUCAACGCUUACUUUAACCACGCCUCGCUUAUUUGGUUCCUCCGCUUUCCUGAUGCUGAGGCUGAAGUCCAUGUGCAUAAGGCGUUUCUUGGUGAUACCGAGUAUGAGACCCACAUCCGCAACCAACGUAUCAAGUGGCUCAAAACUAAGCUCCAAUGGGUCGCCUUCCGCGUUCCGGCGAAGGGUGGCCGCUCUGGGUCCAAGCUGUCGAGUUGGGACAAGGAGUUGAAUCUGGUGAUUCAGAAAAUCGCAGAGGAUCUCCCGACGCCUUGGGAUCCCGCAGAUUGCGAGGGCUUGAGUGGUACCUACCACUUUUAUGAUAAAACCUGGGCAUUUGCCUGCACAGUCUUUUCAAUCCCCCCAACUAUUUCAUUCCUACCCACCACAUUUUUCAUUUCUCCUUGGCAAUGA
This is a messenger RNA of Laccaria bicolor S238N-H82, 615 nucleotides long. RefSeq lists its product as uncharacterized. The transcript has 4 exons. Lineage: Eukaryota; Fungi; Basidiomycota; Agaricomycetes; Agaricales; Hydnangiaceae. The record is from RefSeq and is a predicted model, not a curated record. Bases 1 to 615 code for a protein of 204 amino acids.